Symbiodinium pilosum is the source of this 1578-nucleotide messenger RNA. NCBI's taxonomy places the organism in Eukaryota, Dinophyceae, Suessiales, Symbiodiniaceae. The record is from the annotation of a GenBank genome assembly.
AUGGGGGCGUGCAGCGGUAAGAACCAGGUUAUCCACAAGCAAAGUGGGAGCUUCGGUCAGGAUGCCCGCGGCAAGCGAAAGAAGCAGGAUCUUCCGACAAUGCUACAUGGCGUAUCUGGACAGAAGUCUUCCAAAGCUGAUGCACUUUCUCGGGCGCAGCUGAUUCUGAACCAUUCAGGGGAUGUGAGGGACAUCUACAGAAUCGAGGCAAGAAAGCUUGGUGAAGGAACUUAUGGGUCUGUGUCCAGCGCUGUGCACAAACAAACUGGGGUGGUCCGUGCCAUCAAGACCAUGUCCAAGGGACAGAUGAAGAAUGUGAGCCGCUUCAAGCAGGAAGUUGCCAUUAUGAAGGUCAUGGACCAUCCCAACAUCAUCAAGCUCUUCGAAACCUUUGAAGAUAGACGACACAUCUACUUGGUCAUGGAGCUCUGCUCGGGUGGAGAACUUUUUGACCGGAUCAUCGAAGCUGGCCACUUCAGGGAGGUGGAUGGUGCCAUUGUGGUGUCCCAUAUUCUGCAUGCGAUCUUCUACAUGCACAAGAUGGACGUCUGCCACCGAGAUCUCAAGCCAGAAAACUUUUUGUUCCUCACAAAGGACUCUAUCGACAAGAAUGUCCUGAAGCUGAUAGAUUUUGGUCUUUCCAGCGUGGUCACUGACGGCAAGGUCAUGUCCACGAAAGCUGGCACACCGUACUACGUAGCACCGCAGGUACUCCAAGGAAAGUACGACAAAGCAUGCGACUUGUGGAGUUGUGGAGUGAUAAUGUUUACCAUGCUGUGCGGAUAUCCUCCGUUCUAUGGGAAGACAGACCACGAGGUGCUCCACAAGGUCAAGACCGGCAUUUUCACUUUUGAUCCAAAGGAUUGGAGAAAUGUCUCGGAUGAUGCAAAGGCGCUGAUCAAGAUGUUGCUGAAGUUUGACCCUGCCGAACGCUUCACAGCGGAGCAGGCACUGCAGCACGAAUGGAUCAGGUGCCGAGCCCCGAGGUCAACCACGGUGUCACUACAGGCGGGUAUCAUGGAGAACCUCCGAGCAUUCCAGAACCAGCAUAAGAUGAAGAAGGCUGCACUGCAGAUCAUUGCAGGGCAGCUUAGCGAGGAGAAGAUCAAGGCCCUGCGGCAGACCUUCGAGGCGCUGGACGCUAACGGUGACGGCUGCCUCACAGCGGAGGAGCUUCAGGAUGGCAUGGCCAAGGCGAGCUUGGGCGAGUUGUUGUCCAAAGUGGACCUCGAUGCCAUCAUCGAAGGUGUGGACGCGGACGGCAGUGGUAUGAUCGAUUACACAGAGUUCCUGGCUGCUACGCUGGAUCGGAAGUGCUACUUGCAGGAGGAUGUUUGCUACAAUGCGUUCAGUGUUUUUGACCAAGACGGAGAUGGCCAAAUCACGUUGGAGGAGCUUAAGACCAUCCUCGACAACGGUAGCGUGGACGAGGCCUUGAGCAGCAAGACCUCUGAGGACAUCCUGAAGGCGGUGGAUGUCAACGGCGAUGGAUCCAUUGAUUUUGAGGAGUUUAUGGAGAUGAUGCGGGGCGACAAAGUGCCGUCAGAGGUCAAGGCAAUUCCGACCCAGUCUUUGUGA